Molecule: messenger RNA, 2098 nt
Organism: Eurytemora carolleeae
Lineage: Eukaryota; Metazoa; Arthropoda; Copepoda; Calanoida; Temoridae
Exons: 22
Coding region: 196-2049 (617 amino acids)
Biological process (GO): phagocytosis
Cellular component (GO): cytoplasm; nucleus
Molecular function (GO): histone H4R3 demethylase activity; P-TEFb complex binding
Source: RefSeq, a predicted model, not a curated record
UAUGUAGUGAGAUUGCAGUUAACAUAUUACAUCCUUAGAAUUCUCAUCACGUCAUAUUUGAAAUUGAUUUUAGUCCGCCUGUUAUAACAAAUCAUUGUUAACCAAGUAAAUAUACCAAUCAAUUAAUCAAUUAGAUAUAGCAAUCAAUUUAUCAAGUGAAAAUAGCAAUCAAUUAAUCAAGUGAAUAUAAGUACAAUGAUCUUAUUACAAAAUGGAUGGUCUUCAACGUUUACAACAAUUUUCUUAGGUUUAUUGAUAAAUUCCCAAACCGGUUAUUCAGGAUUCUACACCGGCAGGAUUAAAGAAGGGAUGUUUGAAUACAGUGAUUUAAAUGGAUUAAUGACUGCAGAGGAAGGAGCAACUCUCUGCGAGGAGGAUUUACAGUGUGCAGGAUUUACAUUUCGUGGAGUUUACAGUGUGGAUGUUCCACAUGAAUUAUAUUUCUUCCACUAUGUUUCAACAAUCCAUUUUUCACAGAAAAAUCCACAUUUUUGGGGGUGGACAUCUUACAGGGUUAACAGGGAUUAUAUUCUUAUGCGGGGUAAACUGAGCAGUCCUGAACUUGAAGUUGAAGAUCUGAACACGUGGGAGAGAGGUAGCACGUGGGAGCUAGAUUUAAACCAGAACCCGGCUGAAGCAGAGCGGGUCUGCCAGCAGACAACAAACUGUGUUGGAUUAGCUCAGUUUAAACAAGAAAGAGUUGUUAUGCUGGAAAGUGUUCAAUUCUGGGAUAGAAGUUCUUCAGAAAACUGGACAACCCUAGUUUCCCUUCAUCCAGGAAAUAACCAGAUUUUAGAUAGAGAUACAACCAAUAUUAAUAAAUGUUGUCCUGAAACUCCAUUUUUCACAGAAAUUGAUAUUAGUAAUACAGAAAUACCUAUGAUGAUAAAGAAAAUACGUUGCAACAUUUCUAAAGAAGAAUUUUUAGAAAACUACGUGAAAAAAAGAAUUCCUGUAAUUCUAAAGGGUUGUUUAAAUAAAUCCUGGUUCCCCAACCCGAGGUCAGAAUAUCAAAGGUUUGCAGGUCUAAGUUUUGAAGAAACCUUGGAGAGAUUAUUUUAUCGGGGAAAUGAAACCUCUACUACAGUUUCCAGACCUAAGCUAAGAAGAAGACUGAUUGAAACUAUGAGAAAAAACAAUUUCAAAAUUGAUUAUAACAAGGCUGAACGAUUGUAUAUGGAGUCUAGUGCUAGUGUAGAAAAUUCUUCAACACACAGUUUUACUCAUGUUAAAACUCCAAAUGAUGCACAUUUUCUAUAUAAGGAUUUAGUGAAACACCGGUCCAGGGGAGAUUUAAGAGUAUUUUUGAAACUGUCCUAUUUAAAAUCCAGAUUAGAUUGUUACCAGCAAUACAGAAUUCCAGGCACAUUAGAAUUAUUGCCCGGGUAUGAGCAGUGCCUUGUUCUGGAUGGUUUAUGGAAGCCCCCUCCAAUGCCAGACGACCUGUACGCUAUAACAAAAUAUAACAAUGAUCUCGCCUGGAUUAUCAUGUCCAGCAGAAACACAGGAAGUCAAAUGCAUACUGACCCUGACUUUAUGGGAGCUUGGAACUUGCUUCUCACCGGAAGAAAAUGGUGGGUCGUCUUACCUUAUCAGGCUGAGGUUGCAGAUUUUAACUGUGAUUCUAAAUGUUCUGGUAAACACUGGGCGGAUGGAUCUAAUUCCUAUCCUUGGUUUAAACAUAUUCUACCACAAAUCAGAGAUAAAAAAUAUUAUGGGAAGGAGGUUCUAGAAUUUGUGCAACUGCCUGGUGAAGUAUUAUAUUUACCGUAUCAGAUGCCGCACACCAUCUUUAAUAUUGAUGAUAAUAUUGCUCUAACAGAAAACUAUCUUUUCAUGGAUGCUCUGCCUGAGCUUGUCAAAGGGAUGGCAAUAAAUAUGAUAAAGCCAUUUAUUCCAAAUUGGAAUGAAACAUUGGCAUUUAAAACUUUAUAUAAUAAGUAUGCUGAUAAAAUUCACCGAAAAGAAAUGCGGGAAAAUUAUGCUGAAUUUUCAAAGCUUACCAGCUUUCCUGGGAACAUGUGCCACACAAAAUUUUGGCCCGAUUAGUUCAGCCGUUUUGACGUUUAUUGGAUACAAAGGGACAGACAAAUAUACA